Molecule: messenger RNA, 560 nt
Organism: Melanaphis sacchari
Lineage: Eukaryota; Metazoa; Arthropoda; Insecta; Hemiptera; Aphididae
Gene: mRpL55
Product: 39S ribosomal protein L55, mitochondrial
Exons: 3
Coding region: 141-446 (101 amino acids)
Biological process (GO): translation
Cellular component (GO): mitochondrial large ribosomal subunit
Molecular function (GO): structural constituent of ribosome
Source: RefSeq, a predicted model, not a curated record
CUCCAUUUUUGUCAAGACUUCAAUAAAAUAUUAAAAUUUAAAAAUUGUUCCUGAUAAUUAUUUUUUUUUUUUAAAUUCCAAAAAAACUCUUACAUUUGAAGGAUUCAUUGCUGGAUACCAGUGCAGUAGAUUAAAAAAAUAUGGUCAAUAUUGUCAGAUUUAGUCGCUUUUUUAGUAGUAAAUCAGCUGCUAUUACAAAAAUUCAUAGAAACAUUUAUCCACAACACUACCUUACCAAAGUAGUUCAACCAGAUGGUUCAAGUUUUACCAUUAGAUUCAAUGAUCCUCGUAUGAUAAUUAAAUUACCUUUAGAUAUGAACUCAAUAAGUGAAGAAGAACGUAAACGCAGAAUGGAAGCAAGAAAGCCCAAACAAAAGGUUAAAAUAGUAGAUGAAUUGGAAGAUUCAUUUGACAGGACCAAGUAUUUAAAAUAUUUUAAAAAGUGACAUUGAUCAUGUUUAUAAACAGAGUAUACCAUAUGUACAAUGAAUAUGAAUUAAUAAUUAUUAAUUAGAUGUAGGAUGUUCAAAAAUUAUUAUAUAAAUAAUAUACAUAAUAAA